Molecule: messenger RNA, 1534 nt
Organism: Uloborus diversus
Lineage: Eukaryota; Metazoa; Arthropoda; Arachnida; Araneae; Uloboridae
Product: tubulin alpha chain
Exons: 4
Coding region: 126-1481 (451 amino acids)
Biological process (GO): microtubule cytoskeleton organization; mitotic cell cycle
Cellular component (GO): cytoplasm; microtubule
Molecular function (GO): structural constituent of cytoskeleton; GTP binding
Source: RefSeq, a predicted model, not a curated record
CACGUAACGACAACUUGCGCCACUUUGGUUUUCGGAGCGAGAGGCAUCACUGAUCUCGUGCGACAACCGCAAUAAUUUAUUCAUUUUUCAACAUUCCCUUGUGAUCUUUAAGAACAAAAUCCAAAAUGCGUGAAUGUAUCAGUGUCCAUGUUGGCCAAGCCGGUGUACAAAUAGGCAAUGCCUGCUGGGAGCUGUAUUGUCUGGAACACGGAAUUCAGCCUGAUGGUCAGAUGCCCAGUGACAAGACAGUAGGGGGUGGUGAUGAUUCCUUCAACACAUUCUUUAGUGAAACUGGAGCUGGCAAGCAUGUUCCUCGUGCAGUAUAUGUAGACUUGGAGCCAACAGUGGUGGAUGAAGUACGUACCGGUACGUACAGACAACUCUUCCAUCCCGAACAACUCAUCACUGGCAAAGAGGAUGCUGCUAACAACUACGCUAGGGGUCAUUACACCAUUGGAAAAGAAAUAGUGGAUCUCGUUUUGGAUCGUAUUCGUAAGCUUGCUGAUCAAUGUACUGGUCUUCAAGGUUUCUUAAUUUUCCACAGUUUUGGCGGAGGCACUGGAUCUGGUUUUACCUCUUUGUUGAUGGAAAGAUUAUCUGUAGAUUAUGGGAAAAAAUCAAAGCUGGAAUUUGCUAUCUAUCCUGCACCUCAGGUUUCUACUGCUGUGGUGGAGCCUUACAAUUCAAUUCUUACAACACACACUACUUUAGAGCAUUCAGAUUGUGCUUUUAUGGUAGACAAUGAAGCUAUCUAUGAUAUUUGUCGCAGAAAUCUGGACAUCGAGCGACCUACCUACACAAAUCUCAACAGGCUCAUCGGACAGAUAGUUUCUUCAAUCACUGCAUCCCUCAGGUUCGACGGCGCAUUGAAUGUCGACUUGACGGAGUUCCAGACCAACUUGGUACCUUAUCCCCGCAUUCAUUUCCCUCUUGUCACCUACGCUCCAGUUAUCUCUGCAGAGAAGGCAUACCACGAACAGCUGACGGUUUCCGAAAUCACAAAUGCUUGCUUCGAACCAGCGAAUCAGAUGGUGAAAUGUGAUCCACGACAUGGAAAGUACAUGGCCUGCUGCUUGUUGUACAGGGGUGAUGUUGUCCCGAAAGAUGUCAAUGCUGCCAUUGCUGCAAUUAAAACAAAGAGAACCAUCCAGUUUGUUGACUGGUGCCCAACAGGUUUCAAGGUUGGAAUCAACUAUCAACCACCCACUGUUGUUCCUGGUGGAGAUCUUGCCAAGGUCCAAAGAGCAGUUUGCAUGUUGUCUAACACGACUGCAAUUGCAGAAGCAUGGGCUCGUCUCGAUCAUAAAUUCGAUCUGAUGUAUGCCAAGCGGGCUUUCGUUCACUGGUAUGUAGGAGAGGGCAUGGAAGAAGGAGAGUUCUCGGAAGCUAGAGAAGAUUUAGCUGCCCUGGAGAAAGAUUAUGAAGAAGUUGGCAUAGAUUCUACAGAAGGUGCUGAAGACGAAGGAGAUGAAGAAUUCUAAAUGUUUUGGUUCAUUUCUGAAAACUUCGCAGAAAUAAAAAGAUGGAAUCUUGA